Molecule: messenger RNA, 1016 nt
Organism: Cetraspora pellucida
Lineage: Eukaryota; Fungi; Glomeromycota; Glomeromycetes; Diversisporales; Gigasporaceae
Source: the annotation of a GenBank genome assembly
GAGCUUCAUAUAUCGUCAUUUUGACGAAACAUUUCGAUUUUCACCAGCUUUUAGUUUUGCCUGUCAUCCUCACAUUAGAAAGAUUUCAUCAAACAAUUAUAGAUCUGAUAAUGAUAUUUCAAUCGAUUCAACGCUAACAAAAAAUUCUGUACCGAAAAAGCUAGUUUCGACAAAUUUCAAUGAAUUCAGAGCCCUUAUAGAGAAGUUAUAUUUUUAUAAGAAUGAUCGUGAGAAGGCAUGGGAGAUUUAUAGAAAUAUUGUGAAUAACGAUCUUAUGGUCCAUAUGAAAGUAGAUCACAUGGAAUUGUUGCUUAACCUUUUAUGUGAUAAUCCAGACAAGAGAACUUUUGACUUACUUGACCAAGUAAUGAAAGACGUCUAUUUGUUUCGUAAAAGAAAAUUAAUAAGACCUAUUCUUUACGCGCGAGUGAUGAAAUUAUCGGCACGACUAGGAAAUGUCAAGAUUGUAACCGAUAUUAUAAGGCAAAUGACAACUUUGGGAUAUUACAUUGAAAGGCCGCACGUUAAGGAAGUCGUAAAGCAAUGUGUUGAUGUUGAAUCAGCGUACAAGAUUCUUGAUACAAUAAUUGUAAGUCAUUUUGAGGCUGACUGCGAAUGGUAUCAUUCACUGAUCGAGGUGUAUUGUGAGAAUGAAGAUACUGAUGUUGCUUUAGAAGUACUCAGGCUGUACAAUUUAUCGGGUCAGAGACCUAGGAUAAAAUUUUAUAGUACUAUAAUUCAUAAACUUUCUAAAAAAGGAGAAAUGGAAUUGGCAGAAGUAUUGGUAGAUGAAAUGACCGAAUACUUCGGUCCGCCUAACAAUUCAAUGUUUAAUUCUCUAAUGGCUGGAUAUAGCAAAAAGAAUGAUUUUGACAUGGUAUUUAAGACUUAUCAAAAGAUGCUAAACAUGGGUAUUAAGCCAACCAAGGAUAUUUACACCACUCUUAUCUUUUUUCAUCUUCGACGGAAGGAAAUUUUUGAGGCAUCUGUUUUAUAUAAACAAAUGUCCGAGAAAG